AUGGCUCCUGAUAAGAGGGCAAGCAAGCGCAAGGCACCUGCCGCCGCCAGCGAUUCUCCCGCGAAAAAAACCAAGAAGGUCGAGGCCAAAGCCGCCAAGGUCGCCGAAGAUGCCGCUCCCAAGUCUAUUCUGAAGAAGAAGGAGAAUGGUGCUGCUAAGGCUAAGGAGACCAAGUCUGAGACCACCGCAAAGGCCAAUGGUGCCCCUACUCACCAGGCCAAGCCCCGCAAGCGUGCUGCCGAUUUCCUCAGUGAGGACGAGGCCGAGAAGCCUGCCCCGGCUGCUGCGAAGAAGCCCGUUACCAAGAAGACCAAGAAGGAUGAGGCCACCCCCGCACAGGCUGGGAAGAAGUCUGCCGCCGCCAAAGUCGCCAAGCCUGCACCGAAGCCCAAGAAGGUAGAGGAGGCGCCUGAGGAGUCCGACGGCGAGGAGUUCCAAAUCGAUGUCGAGUCCGACGAGAGCGAAGAGGAGGAGAUUGACGACGUUGAGGAUGACCAGACUGCCGCCCUUAUCAAGGGCUUCGAGAGCAGUGGUGACGAAGACGAGUCCGGUGACGAAGGCUAUAACUCCAAGAUGCCAAUUCCUAAGAUCCCCGACACCAAGAAGGCAGAGAAGAAGAUGAAGAAGCUGCAACAAGGUGAUGGCAAGGGUGAGCCCGGUACCGUCUAUGUCGGACGCAUUCCUCACGGUUUCUACGAGCACCAAAUGCGCGCAUACUUCUCCCAGUUCGGCGAGAUCACCAAGCUCCGCCUCUCUCGCAACCGCCUGACCGGCCGCUCCAAGCACUACGCCUUCAUUGAAUUCGCUUCUACCACCGUUGCCAAGAUCGUUGCCGAGACCAUGGACAACUACCUCAUGUACAGCCACAUCCUGAAGUGCAAGUUCGUUCCCGCGGAGCAGCUGCACCCCGAGGUCUGGAAGGGCGCCAACCGCCGUUUCAAGCGUACCCCGUGGAACCAGAUCGAGCGCAAGCGCCUGUUGAAGGGCAAGACACGCGAUCAGUGGUCGAAGCGUAUUGAGCAGGAGCAGCGCAAGCGUCUGGCUAAGGCUGACAAGCUGAAGGCUAUGGGCUACGAGAUUGAUCUGCCUCAGCUCAAGGCUGUCGAGGAUGUGCCCAUUCAGGUGCCGGAGGAGAAGGCUAUUGAGGGUGCCGAGGCUACUCCUGCCGUGGAGGCCGCUGAGGAGCCUAAGGCCAUUGAGGCCCCCGCCACCACUGAUGAUACCCCUAAGAAGACGAAGAAGGGCAAGAAGACAGAGGAGACUCCCAAGGAGGAGGUCGCCGCAGAGUCCCCAGCAGCCAAGUCCCCUGCUACCAAGACCAAGAAGACGGCUAAGAAGACUGGCAAGUCCAAGGCUAAGGCGUAA
Molecule: messenger RNA, 1365 nt
Organism: Penicillium subrubescens
Lineage: Eukaryota; Fungi; Ascomycota; Eurotiomycetes; Eurotiales; Aspergillaceae
Product: RNA-binding protein
Exons: 3
Coding region: 1-1365 (454 amino acids)
Biological process (GO): maturation of LSU-rRNA from tricistronic rRNA transcript (SSU-rRNA, 5.8S rRNA, LSU-rRNA)
Cellular component (GO): nucleolus
Molecular function (GO): RNA binding
Source: RefSeq, a predicted model, not a curated record